AUGGAUUGGUUGGAGCGGCACAGAGUUCAUCUGGAUUGUCACCGGGGGAGAGUAUACUUCGAGCGUCCCGGACCGAAGAUGUAUUUCCAGGGUGUGAGACCGAUUUCGGGGAGUUUAGUGAUUUCGGCGUUCAUGAGGCUGAUGAACAGCGUGUUCCAGGCGUUUCUGGAUGAGUUUGUUAUCAUCUUCAUUGAUGAUAUCCUGGUGUAUUCUAAGAGUCCUGAGGAGCACGAGGUACACUUGCGGGCAGUGUUGGAGAAGCUGCGGGAACAGAAGCUGUAUGCUAAGUUGAGCAAGUGUAGUUUCUGGCAGAGAAAGAUGGGUUUUCUGGGUCAUAUCGUGUCUGCAGAGAGAGUUUCUGUGGAUCCAGAGAAGAUUGAGGCUAUCAGAGAUUGGCCUAGACCGCAGAAUGCCACAGAGAUACGGAGUUUUCUGGGAUUGGCAGGUUACUACAGGCGGUUUGUGAAGGGCUUUGCCAGUACAACUCAGCCAAUGACCAAGCUGACGGGGAAGGAUGUUCCCAUUUACAUGUAA
Capsella rubella is the source of this 534-nucleotide messenger RNA. RefSeq lists its product as uncharacterized. The record is from RefSeq and is a predicted model, not a curated record. NCBI's taxonomy places the organism in Eukaryota, Viridiplantae, Streptophyta, Magnoliopsida, Brassicales, Brassicaceae. The transcript has a single exon. Bases 1 to 534 code for a protein of 177 amino acids.